Molecule: messenger RNA, 2399 nt
Organism: Rubroshorea leprosula
Lineage: Eukaryota; Viridiplantae; Streptophyta; Magnoliopsida; Malvales; Dipterocarpaceae
Source: the annotation of a GenBank genome assembly
CUAAAAUAGCUUCACUGACUUCUCACCACAGUCGUCUUCAACCACCUUACUCCUCCAUCGCAGCCUCGAGCCUUCGUUACAGCGGCUUCUCGCCUCUUCUCUCUCAUGCGCUAAACGCCGGAACUUCACCCAUGCCUCGCUCUCUGAUUGGAUAUUUGGUUCCACUGAAUCAAAAUCUUGAAGAAGAAGCUUCGCUUUCUAAGCUGCCGCUCACUCAAGGCCCUAAUUUCAUCGGCCGGAACAAUGUUUCUGUGCCUGACAAGCGGCUCAGCCGCAAGCACAUUGCUUUGACCGCCUCUCCUGAUGGCUCCGCCAAUCUACUCGUGCAAGGAACAAAUCCGGUGAUCCUUAGGUCCGGUGACCAGAGAAGAAAGCUCUCAUCUUCUGAAAAUGCGGCGAUCACUAAUGGUGAUAUUAUAGAGUUCAUUCCAGGAUAUCAUUUUUUUAAAUAUGUAACUUCUGCUGGUGGCGUCAAGAGAAGUUCUAAUGAAGUUAACGACUUGCGUAAAAGUGAAGAAGAUAAGCAAAAGAGAUCACGACAUCAAGAUUCUGAAGAACAGGUGAACUCAACGAACAAGUCUAAGGAAAAGAGGAAAGAAAAUGACACAGUUAAAUGUGUUGAGACCAUUCGGGAUUUUCACGUUUCGCGUGAUAAAUUACCACUGGCGUUUAGGCUCUUGCAAGUUCAAGGGUUGCCAGCAUGGGCAAAUACUAACUGUGUUUCUAUAGGGGAUGUGAUUCAGGGGGAUAUUCUUGUUGCUGUCCUCUCCAAUUACAUGGUAGACAUCGACUGGUUGAUGUCAUCAUGUCCAAAACUUGGGAAAAUUCCACAUGUAUUGGUUCUUCAUGGGGAAGGUGAUGGUAGAACAGAGCUUAUGAAGAGAAGCAAGCCUUCACAUUGGAUUUUGCACAUUCCCCCGUUACCCAUUUUGUUUGGGACACACCAUUCCAAGGCAAUGAUUCUUGUCUACCCUCGAGGAGUGAGAAUUAUCGUACAUACAGCAAACUUGAUAUACGUUGACUGGAAUAAUAAAAGUCAAGGUUUAUGGAUGCAAGAUUUCCCCUGGAAGGAUGAAAAUAACAUGAAGAAAGGAUGUGGAUUUGAAAAUGACUUGAUUGACUAUCUUGGCGCAUUGAAGUGGCCUGAAUUCACUGCUAAUUUACCAUCUUUGGGAAACAUCAAAAUCAACCCAUCCUUUUUUAGGAAGUUUGAUUAUAGCGGUGCUGCGGUCCGACUGGUUGCAUCUGUCCCUGGAUAUCAUACAGGGUCCAAUUUGAAAAAGUGGGGACAUAUGAAGCUACGCAGUGUUCUCCAGGAGUGUGUUUUUGAUAAAGAAUUUGAGAGAGCUCCUCUUAUUUAUCAGUUCUCCUCCCUUGGCUCAUUGGAUGAGAAGUGGAUGGCUGAGUUAGCAUUAUCAAUGUCAUCAGGUCAGACAGAAGAUAAAGAACCUCUCGGUCUUGGAGAGCCACUGAUAAUUUGGCCCACUGUGGAAGAUGUCAGAUGCUCUUUAGAGGGUUAUGCAGCUGGAAAUGCAAUACCAAGUCCUCUUAAGAAUGUGGAGAAAAAGUUCUUGAAGAAGUAUUGGGCAAAAUGGAAGGCAAGCCACACUGGCCGCUGCCGUGCAAUGCCACAUAUAAAGACGUUCACCCGCUAUAAUGGUCAGAAAUUAGCUUGGUUCUUGUUAACUUCAGCAAAUCUAAGCAAAGCUGCCUGGGGAGCACUCCAGAAGAACAAUUCUCAGUUGAUGAUUAGAUCCUAUGAGUUGGGAGUGUUAUUUUUACCAUCCCAUAUCAAACAGCAGGGUCGAGAAUUUUCUUGUACAGACAAUGGAGGUCCGUCCAAGGGCAAGUGUGUGUCAACAGAAACUUCAGAUGCAAUGAGAACAAAACUAGUUACCCUAACUUGGCAAUGGAGCAAGACAUCUGAAGUAAUCACAUUGCCUGUACCUUAUGAGCUCCCUCCUGAGCCAUACUCCUCUGAAGAUGAGCCCUGGUCCUGGGACAAAACAUACCAUAAGAAGGAUGUUUACGGUCAAGUCCGGCCAUGACAAGUUCAAUUAUAUACUGUCCAAGAUUCAUGAGUGUGUGUGCAACCAUGCAUCCCUCAAUCCUGUAUAUUUAUUUGUUUUCUCGUAAUUGUCUAUUAAGUUCGUUGUCAUUGCUACGAAUGUAAUUGCCUCUGGAAAUCAUAGAUUUUCUCUCUAACCUUUAAAAUUUUCUUUGAUCUAGUCUCUCAUUCGGUGACCAUGAUCUGUGCAUGGGAAAGUCAUUCAAACACUAGGAUUUUGUGGUAAGAAAAUAUUGUGAGCGAAUCAGGUUGUGCAUACGGUGGAUUGAUGAGUUUUGCAUUUUUUUAGUUUACAAAAUUGAUAUAGUUAUAAUAUAAUGUCAUUAUAAAU